UUUUUAUUAAGUAAGUAAGUAUUCUUUUUUUGUUCAUUUCUCUCGAGUCCAAAUUCAUUUCUUUCAAUCAAAACACCCUCCAAAUCUACUCCUUUUUUCUUCUUCUUUCGAAUCUCUUACGUAAAACCGUUGACUUCCAGAUUAUAUUUGGACCAUUUAUUUUUCAUCUUUUAUAAUACCAAUGUCUAAAAAAACCAAAACCACUCCCAUAAUUCUCUUAAAACAUCAUGAAUAACACCACCUUUUCCGAUCCAAAUUCCGACACCGGAGGUUUCCUCGGAUCGGGAAAAAUCGGAGGAUUCGGCUACGGAAUUGGUGUUUCAGUAGGUAUUCUUAUUUUAAUUACAACAAUAACCCUCACUUCCUAUUUUUGUACUCGAAAUCAAACAUCAGAGUUACCAACAAGAAGACAAAGAACAAUUAAUCGAAACGAGCUUUCUGAACAUUGUGUGGUUGAUAUUGGGCUCGAUGAAAAAACCCUUUUGAGUUAUCCCAAGUUGUUGUACUCUGAAGCUAAGGUCAAUCAUAAGGACUCAACAGCUAGUUGUUGUUCCAUAUGUUUAGCAGAUUACAAGAAAAAAGACAUGCUUCGAUUGUUGCCAGAUUGUGGACAUUUGUUUCACUUGAAAUGUGUGGAUCCUUGGCUCAUGUUGAAUCCAAGUUGUCCAGUUUGUAGAACAUCUCCAUUGCCAACACCACAAUCUACUCCUUUGGCUGAGGUUGUUCCUUUGGCAACUAGACCUUUGGGAUGAAUGGCAUUAGUUAGUUUCUUGCUGCUAGGGACCGUUUCCUGCGAAUCCAGAUUAAUCGAGCUUUAAAGCGGAUACCAAACAAUGACAUUAUUUUCUUGAUCUUACUGCUUUUUUUAAUUGUUCUCUGUAAACUGUAAUUAAUUGUUCUUCUACUUUGUUUUUUCUA
Messenger RNA from Nicotiana tabacum (common tobacco), 918 nucleotides. Its product is annotated as RING-H2 finger protein ATL70. The record is from RefSeq and is a predicted model, not a curated record. NCBI's taxonomy places the organism in Eukaryota, Viridiplantae, Streptophyta, Magnoliopsida, Solanales, Solanaceae.